GUAAAGAAGUCAAACUCAAGCACAAUAUAUCACCCCUUUUUUUCCACUUAAAAAACUCCUACUUCUCACUCUCUCUCUCCUGCUUCACAUUACAAAAGUUAUGGGAGAAGAGAGUGAAAAUGAGGCAUGUUUUCCCACACUAAAGCUUCCAUUUGCAGAGAUUCCCGAUUCGCCGGAGCAUCCAUCAACGCCGCCGUUCCAAGCGUCAGCCACCAUCCCAUUCCAAUGGGAAGAGCAGCCCGGGAAGCCCCGCCCCUGCUCCGACAUCAUAACCCGCCCCAAACCCGCCAAAUCAUUAGAGCUCCCUCCGUGUAUGAGUAUGAACCCGGCCGACAAAUUUACGAAAACGCCCUCGCCCACAACCGUCCUCGAAGGGCCCUACAGCGUCGGCCGCCCCAAAUUCUCGUCGUUCAGAUUCUUCAGAGAAGGCCACGACUCCUUGGUCAGCCCCGAGGCCGCCGCCCUGCUCGGCGCCAAGAAGAGCGGCAAAGCCAGAGGGCUUUUUGGUAAAUUCAAGGGCGGCGCCGGCGGUAGUUGCAGAUUCUCUCCUUCCACGGUUAGCAGCUGCAGCAACAGUGAGGAUUUGUUUGCGAAUAACUGUGGGGUCAAAAUCAACAGAAACGGAAGCUUCUCCAACCUCUCUCAUGCAAAGCCUUCUCAAUUAUGGACUAGUUUUUGCCAUGGCAUAAAGCAAAUCAUGCACUGGAAAGGCAGAAAGAAAUCAAAUAAAGAAGGCCGGCAUUCAAGGGUUGAUAAUGUGUCAUAAAUCAUUAGCAAAAUUUAUUACUCCUCUUUAAACUAAAAACAGAGAAGAAAAACGUUUGGAACUCUCUGUUUCGAACUAAUGUUCAUGCUUGUGAUGUAGUAUAUUACUUUUCAUACCCAAAUAUUCUCUGUCGCUUAUAAACUAUGACCACAACUUUGCAAUGUAGCGAAGAAUAAUAGUAUAAUGUUAAUUGCUA
Messenger RNA from Salvia splendens (bonfire salvia), 962 nucleotides. RefSeq lists its product as uncharacterized. The record is from RefSeq and is a predicted model, not a curated record. The transcript has 2 exons. Lineage: Eukaryota; Viridiplantae; Streptophyta; Magnoliopsida; Lamiales; Lamiaceae. Bases 101 to 766 code for a protein of 221 amino acids.